Messenger RNA from Elaeis guineensis (African oil palm), 3165 nucleotides. Its product is annotated as probable xyloglucan glycosyltransferase 5. The record is from RefSeq and is a predicted model, not a curated record. Gene Ontology annotation, molecular function: glycosyltransferase activity. NCBI's taxonomy places the organism in Eukaryota, Viridiplantae, Streptophyta, Magnoliopsida, Arecales, Arecaceae. Gene Ontology annotation, cellular component: Golgi apparatus.
UCCUUUACCCCAUCUCUCGUUCGCUUAAUUAGCUCAGACUCCUGUUUCUUUAUUUGUAGAGUUUCCAGUUCUUGUUUGAUCAAAGUCCUGAAGUGGUUUUGAUGUAGUUUUUAGCACUUUUUGUCCUCCUUACACAUCAUUACAUGAGGCUUAUUUCGAUUUUGUUUCUCUUUCAUUAGAUUUUGGUUCUAUACUGUUUGUUUGCUUGCCUUUGGACAGGGGAAAGAAUUCGCAAUCUACCCAAGAUCUGGAAAAAUAAAGAAAAAGGGUGGAAGAUUUGUUUGCCAAGACGCAUUGCCCACAUGGUUUGGAGCUUUACAACUGCGGAUACCUUUCCCCACAUUGCUGUCUUGUAAAACCCUAACCCCAGGUCCUUUUGUUGUCUCCCUCCUCCUUGCUUGCUGCAUUGAGCCUGGAGUGCAGGUUUCUGACGGAAAGAUCGGAUUUGGAUGCUGGGAUUGAGCAAAGUUGUGAUUUUGGGGUCUCUGUUGUGGAUGGUUUAAGGGUCCUGUGAGGAUUUUAGGAGUUUUCCGCUGCUGAGGUUGGUCGGUGCUUGCUGAAAGAGGGAAAGAAUGCCUCCAAGCUUGAAUCUUUCUCAAUGGUGGGCGAAGGAGGCGUGCAGAGGCACUCCUGUGGUGGUGACGGUGGAGAACCCCAGCUACUCAGUAGUCGAGAUUGAUGGCCCUGAGGUUGCUGCCUUCCAGUCCAUGGACAAGGGCCGGGGGAAGAAUGCAAAGCAGUUCACCUGGGUCAUGCUCCUCAAGGCCCACCGAGUUGUCGGAUGUGUCGCUUGGUUGGCAGCUGGGCUCUGGGCACUCCUUGGAGCCAUCAAGAAGCGAUUGAUCUCUCGCCGGGGAGUUGCGGUGGAAAGCGAUAAGCUCGGCAAGGGCAAGCUGCUGUUCAGGUUCCUUAGGGGAUUCUUAGUGCUGUCAUUGGUGAUGCUCGUGUUCGAGAUGAUUGCCUAUUGGAAUGGCUGGCACUUUCAGAAGCCUAAUUUGCACAUACCUGAGAAUUUGCACAUACCGGAGACCACCGAGAUCCGGGGUUGGAUACAUUCUGCCUAUCUCUCAUGGCUUUCUUUCAGAGCUGACCACAUUACCUACCCAAUUCAGGCCUUGUCAAACUUCUGUAUCAUUCUGUUCAUUAUACAGUCAGCCGAUAGAAUGAUCUUGUGCCUUGGGUGCUUCUGGAUCAAGUUCAAGAAGAUCAAACCUAGGAUAGAAGGUGAUCCCUUCAAUUCUGAUGAAGAGGAGGGUUCGAAAUAUGAGUACCCUAUGGUUUUAAUCCAGAUUCCAAUGUGCAAUGAGAGGGAGGUGUAUGAGCAAUCCAUUUCAGCUGUCUGCCAUAUUGAUUGGCCCAAAGACCGUUUAUUAGUUCAAGUUCUGGAUGACUCAGAUGAUGAGACCAUUAAAAUCUUAAUCAAAGCAGAGGUGUCCAAGUGGAGCCAACGUGGUGUCAACAUUGUCUAUCGGCAUCGCUUGGUCCGAACUGGUUACAAGGCAGGGAAUCUCAAGUCUGCCAUGAGCUGUGAAUAUGUUAAGGAUUAUGAAUUUGUUGCUAUAUUUGAUGCCGACUUCCAGCCUAACCCCGACUUUCUUAAACGAACAAUUCCACAUUUUAAGGGAAAUCCCGAACUUGGGUUAGUUCAGGCACGUUGGAGUUUCGUAAAUAAGGAUGAAAACCUGUUAACCCGUCUCCAAAACAUCAACCUCUGCUUUCACUUUGAAGUGGAACAGCAGGUAAAUGGUGUUUUCUUAAACUUCUUCGGUUUUAAUGGUACUGCUGGUGUUUGGAGAAUCAAAGCAUUAGAGAACUCCGGGGGUUGGCUUGAGAGAACAACUGUGGAGGAUAUGGAUAUUGCAGUUCGUGCCCACCUCAGUGGUUGGAAAUUCAUCUUUCUUAAUGAUGUCAAGGUGCCAUGUGAACUUCCUGAGUCUUAUGAGGCUUACAGGAAACAACAACACCGAUGGCAUUCUGGUCCAAUGCACCUAUUCCGAUUGUGUCUUCCAGCAAUUAUAACUUCCAAGAUAUCCAUAUGGAAGAAGGCGAACUUAAUACUCCUUUUUUUCCUCCUGAGGAAGCUAAUCCUUCCAUUCUAUUCAUUCACAUUGUUUUGUGUAAUUCUCCCUCUAACAAUGUUUGUGCCCGAGGCUGAGUUACCUGUCUGGGUGAUCUGUUAUGUGCCUGUCCUAAUGUCCUUUCUCAACAUUCUGCCGGCUCCAAGAUCCUUCCCCUUCAUUGUUCCAUACCUUCUCUUCGAGAACACCAUGUCAGUAACCAAGUUUAAUGCUAUGGUCUCUGGAUUAUUCAAACUGGGAAGUUCGUAUGAGUGGGUUGUUACUAAAAAGGCAGGUAGGUCAUCAGAGUCUGAUCUAUUAGCAGCUGCAGAAAUGGAAUCAAAGCCUGUGAACGACCCAGAGCUUCUUAGAGGGGUUUCAGAGAGCGAACUCAUGGAGCUGAACAAGUUGAAGGAACAAGAAAAAGAACCUCUCCCUCCUGUCAAAAAGGCCAAUAAAAUCUAUAAGAAGGAGUUGGCUCUUGCUCUUUUACUCCUCACAGGUGCAGCCAGAAGUCUUCUAUCUGCCCAAGGAAUUCACUUCUACUUCCUCCUCUUCCAAGGGUUGUCAUUUCUUCUUGUGGGACUCGAUCUGAUUGGGGAGCAGAUGAGCUAAUGAUUGAAGAGAAGAGAUGGCGCAUAUCCGAAUUAUCUUUGGUCAUCCAAGCUUCCUUUCCAUGGAGAACACCUUGGUGAAUUUGUUUAAUCAAGAUAUUCCCUAUCGAAUUCUUGUUCUUCACCGUUGCAAGAGGCGAGGGUGGAUAGCAGCUUCUACGCAAUAAGAACUUUAUCGUUUCAAAAUCUGGAUAGGAUUUUUAUUUUCUUUUUCUCCCUUGUGAAGUCUUUCUGUUACACAGACAUUCUUCUCUUAAAUUUGAUGUUGUUAUAGAUAGAACCUGUCCCUUUUAUUCUUGUUUGAGUGCAGCUUGCUGUUGAGAUGCAGCACGCAUGUACUUGUAAACAAUAGAGCGAAAAUGUUGGACUCUAUUAUUUACUUCUGAAAGGUGAGGGAGUUGGGCUCUGGUUUUCCAGUCCAAUUAUACUUGUGUAAUGAUCUGUAUAGUUGAAUGAAUUCAGUUUACUCUAAAGCACUUCUUGUGCUUUUACUU